Stylonychia lemnae is the source of this 6639-nucleotide messenger RNA. The record is from the annotation of a GenBank genome assembly. NCBI's taxonomy places the organism in Eukaryota, Ciliophora, Spirotrichea, Sporadotrichida, Oxytrichidae.
AUGAAAAAUGCACAUGCAAAAUUUGACUAAGUGAGAUUGAUACAGUCCUAUGAGUAUGUCUUGAAGUAAUUCGGCUUAGAUCCAUUGAAUGAUUCUCAUUUCUACAAAAUCCUAAUGGAAAUUGAAAAUUAUAGAGCAAAUUAGGUGCAAAUUUAGUAGCAACCUUAAUUUAACAAAUCAAAGUAAAUGUCUAGACAGGCAUCUUAAGCUUCUAAUAUUAGUUUAUAAGUAGACUAACAGAACUUGAUGUUAGCAGACUAGAAUUAUAGUAAAUGUCUAAAAGCUAAAACCUUCUUUAGUUUGGUACAAAAUAUGGUAAGCAAUCAAAUUAGUAAACUCGAGAGUACCAUUCAGCAUCGAGAGUCAAAUGUACAGAGAAAUCAACCAAUAAAGCAAAGUACGCUUUCGUCCAAUAAAUCAAGUGAAAACCUAAAUAAAAGGCGAAAGAAUAGUCAGUAAAGAGACAAGGAAAACAUGAUGAAGACAUCCAAGCAGACCUCAGGAAGGUAAACAUAGAGAUCUAAUAAUAAUCAAUCGCCCUUGAAUGAAGUUAACCUAAAUAAUCAUAACAUUAAUGCAGUAAUUGAUGAAUAUCAGGUAAUCCAAUAUAAGAACCCGAAACUCAUGAAAAAUGUAGUUUCUUAACAAGACCUAAUUCAAAUGCAGAGAAAUUCAACUAAGAGUAGCUUUUAGGAUGAUAAGUAAAUAACCCAGCCUAGUAGUAUUUAACAUACAUCUCAUACUAAUUUCUAGAACUUUGAUCAUAGCUCAUCUGAGUUCACCAUCAAAGAUAAAUCUUUGAACUUCACCUAGUAAAAUUCAAACAGACAACUUAAUACACAGAGAAUAAUGAAUUAAAGUCAGUCUACUUCUGCACUCUAUUCUAACAAGCAAAUUAUUGGAGAUAAAAGUAAGUUUAAUACUAAAAGCAAAAAAUGUACCAAUACAGACUACAAACUGCUGCUUAAGACUAUGAGAUGCUGGAAGUAAUAUAUCAAAAUAGAGAAAAGGAUGAAGGCUUAUGAAGAGAAGUCCAUUGAAUCUUGGGCUCUAAGUAUUCACUACUAUGAGUAAACAUUGAUAACAAAGUCAUUUCUUUGCUUACAGAGAAAUAUGAUAAGUAAAUAGAUUGAUAAAAAGGGUUUAAGAGUAUAAAAAGAAGUUGUAUAGCAAAGAGCCUUGAAAAAAUUCUUCAAAAAGUGGUAAUCAUCUUAUGAUACAGUCUCUAAAAGAAGAAAUUAGAUGUUUAAGGCUUUAAAUCACUGGGGAAAUAAAAUAUAAGGCAAAGUCAUCAAGAGAAUUAGAAACUAUCUAAUGCAGGAUAAGCAUGCAAGAUUAGUCAAUCUCGAUAAAUAUCUUAAUAAGCCAUCAGCUAUUUAUCAUAUCCUAACCUUUACAAAGAUUAAUCUUCUUUAAGAAUGGACCUAAUAAUAGUAGCUUCAAACUGUAUUGAAUGAUAAUGUAAAAGCUAGAUUCUAAGAUUUCACUCCUUAUAUUGCAAAGUCAGUUGAAAAUUUGUAUCUGAGAAGAUACUUUGAAAACCUGGUGAUGAAUAAGGAAAGAGGAGUAAGUUAUAGAAUCAGAGCAGAUAUGAAUUUCAAGCAGAGGGCUUUUAAGAAACUCAGACAAGCCUAUACUAAAAUUAAUACUGUGAGCAGAAUAGGAGGAAUAGUAGAAUAUAAUCAUAGUUAAAGAUUAGUCUGGACUUACUUUGGCUAAUGGCUUGGAAAAACUACUAAUAAGAUCUUGAACAGUUAGAAGAUGGACUAAGCAGAAGGAUUUCAUUAAAGAAACCUGAAACAAAAGUCAAUUUAGGGUUUCCUACUUUACUUGAAUAAAAAGCAUUAGACUUAAUCUUAAUUAAAGCAAUCAGUCCGAAGUUCUUUAAGCAAAGCUAUUAGACAAACUUUUCAAGGUUGGAAGUUUGUGACCCUUUACAAUAGAAAGUUUAGGCAUUUGCUAUUGGAAGGCAGAAAGAUUCAGACCUUUGGCUUGAAGAGUCAUUACUUUAUGAUUUGGAUUAAAACUGCUAUCGUUGUCUGCAAAGCAAGAAUGUAUGAGGAGUAAAGUUUGAAGAAAAGAGCUAUUCAAGGCUUCCAAAGAUUCAUUGAGCACUAAGAAAACCAAAGAAUGCAUGAGGAGGAGGUAGCCGAGUAAUUCAGACUUAGGAUGUAGAGGAAAAUAUAUUCUGAGUGGCUAAGCUUUACAAGCUAGGCUUAGACUGAGAGAAAUCUAAGAAGAACAGUGUUCAAAUAUAUGUAAGAAACUAAAAUGAGGCAAAUUAUUAAGAGAUGGAGGGAUUAGAAUAUGAAAAAUAAAAAUUUAGAAGAGAUUGGAAACAAAACUCAGACAUUUUCAAAGGUCAAGAAUCUCAAGUAAAUCUUUCAAGCAAUGAAGAAUCUGACUGAGACAAAAAGAACUGCUUUUGAAAAAUAUGAUAUCCUAAACUCAUAAGUAACAAAGAAAGUCCAAUCUUAGGUACUGCUAGGUUGGCUUUAGCUCUUCAGUAGAAAACUUACAUUGAGGCAAAAGCACAAACAAGUAGCAAUGAAUCACAUCAGGAAACAAUUUGUAGGCUACUUCCUUUACUGGCUUAACUUAACCUCAAACCAGGAAUUCAAACGAACAAGAUUCUUCCGUCGCAGAGCCUUUAACCUUUCGACCAAAUCCUUCACUGCUCUCAAGCAAUAUUCUCUCUAAAGAAAUGCCUUUAAAAAGUAACUUCAUGGCUUCCUUAAGAACAGAGCCAAUAAUCUAAUGUUCAAGGCACUACAGAUGAUUUUCUAGCAUACUAAACAGAAUGAGAUAUAGAGGAAACUCAGGAAAGUAUCAGCUUUUAUAUAUCUUGAAAAGGCUCUUAAGAAGCACUAUGGAAUGUUUAAGAGAAAUUGGGCUUUGAAGAAGAAGGCUAAGCAGAUUAGGAUGCAAAUAGCAGUUAAGAUGAUUUAACAAAGUUUGCAAAUUUGGAAAAAAGCAUAUGCCUGCUAGGACAUUGUGAAUAAAUUUAGAAUUACCUAAAAUAAAUAAGUGCAAUAGAGAUAGUUCGAAAAGUUGAAAAAAUAUGCCAAUAAGUAAAGCAUUAGAAAGAAUAAGAUUAGGAAAGGUUUAUUUAGAUAUGUAUUCAGACUAUGCGCUCAGUCUAUAGUUGCUCUUAAGUAAAACUUAAAGAAAGUCAAAAAUUCAAGAAUCAGGAAGUCAAAAGUCUAUAGCAUUUAUUAAAGAAGAAAUUUAAAAACUCAUUUUAACCGAUUGAAGAAUCAUCACUCCAAAAUGACUGAAAAGAGAUAAAUAGCAAGGUAAAUGGGCGUUAAAGCGCGAUCUGUUUUAUUCAAUCAGGUCUUCAAUUCUCUAAGACAGUAUUCUUAGAAGAAAAUUGGCUUAAAAUUGGUCUAUAAACCCAUGCUAAACCUUAAAAACAGAAAAAUAUAGAGAGCCUGCCUACUUGCGCUCUAUAAGUACUCCUUUGAAAAAUCAAUAUAAGAGGCAAGUCUGAAGAGAUUUAAAACAUAAGCAAAUGAGAAGACAAGAGCGAAGAUCUUUGAUGCUAUGAUAAGGUUUAAGUUCUUCUAGCAGUAUUUGAAAGACCUAAAUUUCAAAUCAAAAGGACUAAUGAAGUUAAGGCUCUAUCGUAAAUCCUUCUUUGUUCUCAUAAGAAAUAAGCUUUAGUCAAGCUAUCAUAGAAGUAUAUUGAGACAAAGUAGACUAAACAUUACUAGUAAGUAUCUUUAGCAUUGGAUAACAAUAUUCAAUGAGUUAUAAUACACCAAGCCUCUUGAAAACACUGCUAGCACUUAUAUUCUUAAGAAAAUCUUCACUAAAUUCUGCUUAAAGAUUUAAGAGUCUUAAUAAAAAAGAUAGUUAAAGUAAGAGUAUGAGUAAAAAGCAUUGGAGUUCUUUGAAAGAACCAAUAAAAGCAGAGCCAUUAAGAAAAUGAUGAGGACUUUUCAAGUAUAAAAACUCCAAAGAAUGAAGAAUAACUUGUCUAGGUAGAUAUUCCUUAAGAAAAUUUUUAAUAAAUGGAGAUUUAAUCUAGUAGAGAUGAAUAAAGGCAAGACCUAGCAUCUACUUGUUCGAAAUUUCAGAGCAUUUUGGCUUCAAAAACGGGCACUUACUAAACUCGAGGAGGGUGUUUAGGUCUCACUAAGAUAAUAGGUCAGAGCAAAUCAAAUAAGAAAUUAGAAAAAUUUAAAGCUAGUCAGAAAAUGUUACUAUAGAUUGGCUUAGAAUGUUCAAACCCAAAGUUUCAUUGUAGAAACUCUCAAGGAUAAGAUGAAGGUUAUGGAUCGUAUUAUGAUGAGGCCUAAAUUCUAUUAGUGGAAAGUAUUCCUAAGUGAAUGCAGGAAAAAUGAGAAAGCCAAGUAUUUUAGAGUAGAGAGAGGCUAUAUCUAUAUUAUUAGAAAAUACUUUGAUUAAUUUAGAAUAAAUACACUUGAAAAGAAGCAGCUUAAAUUGAACUUUGAAAAGGCUCAUAGCAAAUACAAUUAGAAUCUUUAACUCAGAUACUUUGCUUACUUUAUCGAUAGAGCUAUUGAUAGACAAACAAAAAGAAAACGGUACACUAGCUUUAGUAUAAACAAAAAUCAGUAAAAGCUUUAGGAGUACUUUUAUGCUAUGAUUGCUGUGAUAAAUGAACUUAGACUGAGAAGAUUCAAUAAUAUGAAAGCAGUAGAAUGCAUUACUAGUAAUCUUAAAAAGAAGUCACUGAUCUGUUUACAAAGAAAUCACUGCCUCGGCUAGAUACAAAAAAUGAUUGAGCGAUAGAGUAACAUGAGAGUGCAGUUCAAUGUGGUACAGUCUUGGAAAAAAGGAUUUCUUCAGUCACAGUCUUUAAAUCACAUAGUCAAUACACUUUAGAACGGUCAAAAUAGACUUAUGAUGUAGUAGCUGUUCUCAAGAUUGGUUAAGCUGAGCUUCUAUUAACAAAUAUUUGAGACUCUGGAAUCUAAGAGAAUACUGAACUACUCAAGGACAUUUAUUGCCUUGCUUAAGAGGAAGGUAUGCUUCACUUAAAUUGUCUAUGGCUUUGAUAUGGCUAGAGGCCAGAUUUACAAGUAAAAUGCGUUCAGAGCUCUAGUAGAGUAUAAUUAGGAGCAGUAAAAGCGCUAGACUAUGAUGAUGAGUCAACUGAAUAUUGUGAUUGAAGAGACUAAUAAUGUACAGAUGAAGACUUGCUUCGAGUAUCUCUAGGCUAAUGCUUAUCAGGAAAGAAUGAAGAAGCAGGCACUCUCUGUCUAUAUUUACCGUUUAAAAGCAAAAGCCUUCCAAAGCUUGAUAAUCAUAGGAGAAAAACAGUUGUCGCAAUACUAUGCAACAAAUCAAAUCAAGAUGAAGCGAACUAUGAGAUACUUUUGCAGCUGGAUCUAGUCCUUCUAAAAAGCCAAAUAAGAGAAUUUAAUCAAGCAAGUCCAUGAAACCAAUACUCUGAACAAUGUAGUUUAGGGAUGGAGAGAGUAUACUUAAAAGCAAAAAGCAGCAAGAUAUUUCCAUACUAUGAAGCUAAAUCAGAAUGCAGUUCCAUUGGCAUUCGACUGUCUUAGAUUGCACAGUGUGAGAACAAAGCAAUUGAGAUAGAUUGAGCAGUCAGUAUCAAGUAAUCAUGAAUUUUGCCAAAUUAAGACUGUUCUUCUGAAUUGGAUGUAGUAUCACAAUCUCAAAAAGAUAUCAAUGAGCAUGAGAAGAUUCCACGGGUUCAAGCUUUUAAAGGUAGUCAUUGAUGAGUGGUCAGAACAUGCUAAAAAGUAAAAUGAGCGUAGAAUGUAAGUCAGAGAAAUGCAAGAAAAUUUCUAUGAUAGACCUUACCUGAUUAGGCCAUUAUUAGUCAUCAGAAAUGUUUGUAUCUUCAAAGCCUUUUAAGCCUUGAAAAUGGGCACUUAGAUUUCAAAUGAAUCAAUAGUCUAGAGAAACAACUGUCUCUACCUGUAAUACUCCCGACUCCUCAAGAAAGGUUUCUACUCUCUUAGAAUGUUUGUAAGCAAAAGGCAGCAGGACAAAAAAAUCAGAAUGCUUAGAAACUACUUUAUCACACGCAGAUGGUUCUAUAACCUCAGAAACGCUACUUACUUCAAAAGAUGCGAGGAUAAGCGCCGAAGAGAAUCUGCUAUCUUUAAAGUCCUAAAUGUCUAGAGAAAAGCCUUUAACGUGAUGCUUUAAUAUGCCAGUGAGAGGCAAUAAGAGAGGAUAAAGAUAUAGUUUGCAGAGGAAAUGUACUACAAGCGACUGGCUGAUCGAGUGCUAAUCAGUUUUAAGAUAAAUGUGCUUAAUGAGUUGCAAGCCAGAGAGUCUCAGAUCAUUAGCGGUUAAAACACUCUUUAGAAUUGUGAUCUCACAAUGGGGAUCAAUCAGUCAAGAUUUGAACAAGAUCUGAGUAACUUGCAAAUCGAAUGCACAUAAGUUCAAGAUUAUAAUGAGAAGAAGAGACUUGUGACUGAGCUUUAUUUAAAGAAACUACUGUAUAAGUGUUUCGUAUGUUGGGGUAAUCAGGCUCUCUGUGUAAGUGAAGACGAAGAGGAGAGAAGUCAUAUGGUAAGUGGCUUUAUGAGUGAGUAAAGAACUCUUAAUAACAUUUAUGAAAACUAAGAAGAAGAAGAGUAUGCCUCCGAGGACGAAGCCAACUUUAUUCAGGUCUAGAGAAGAAAAUGA